CCGGAAAAUGACAAAUGUGGAAAAUAAUAAAAAAAACAUCCACCCCUGGUUUUUCUUUUUCCUUUCUUUUCAUCCCAAUUUGAGCGUGCGUCUAUUUCUCUUCGUGCACUGCUAUCUUUGUCUUUUCUUAUGAAGCGUUUCACGAGGAUGAAGGAAGAAAAAAAAAGAAGAAAAAGGCGAUGUUACGAGCAUAUAUUUACGUUGGAUAAAGGUCGAGACGGGUCCUUUGGUUUCCUGCGAAGGCCCGGUCCGGCGGGAUGGUUUGACGUGGGGUUGGCAUUGGCAAAGUUGAGUUGAUGAGGCAAUAAUGCCGUGGAUUGAGAUGGCGGCGGAGCAACACUUCCGGAAUUAACUGGAAAAUGAGGCUCCAUGAAAAAAAACAACAGUGAGCGAAAAUGAGAGUGGAUAAAAGAAGAAAAAAGAGACGGUGAGACGGGUGGUCAAAGUUGCAUACAGGGAAGCUGUAAGAACAGUCACCUUUCCCUUUUGGUGCCCCUUCCAUGUUUGUCUGGCUCUUUUCCCAACUGAGUGCAGAAAUUUUUCCACCUUGUUCUCCGCGUCUUCUUUCUUCUAUGCACCCAUUGACCUUCAUUUUUAUACUUGCAAACAUAUUUGUGAGCAUCGCAUAUGCUGCAAAACUCCAAGGCGCUAUUACGACCAAUGGUAUCCUUACAGAUUUAGACAAAUUAAACUCGGCUACUCGGGUCAUCUUGAACGGAGGCCAGUAUUCUGCAUUUCUUCGACGGGACGGUCAAUUUUCACUAGAUCACGUCGCUCCCGGCUCUUAUUUAUUGGAAGUGCAAAAUAUCGACUAUGUAUUUCCUCGGUUACGCGUGGACGUGAGUGACGAUAACUCUAUCAAAGCCGCAUUUACAGGCAUCGGUGUGGGAUGGGAUAAUACGGGCUAUUCGGUGAAUCAUCCAUUUGAUUUAAAAGCAAAAUCCAAGGCUGAGUAUUUCAUGGAGCGACAAGCUUUCAACGUGUUGGGCAUGUUCAAAAACCCCAUGUUCUUGAUGCUCGGUGUGAGUGGUGUCAUCAUGUUUGCUAUGCCAAAGCUGAUGGCCAAUAUGGAUCCUGAAACCAUGAAGGAAAUGGCUCAAUCGCAAUCCGAUGCGCAAAAGAUGCUCUCCGAUAUGCCCAACCUUUCAAAGAUGUUUGGUGCAAGUCCAAAUCCGAGUCAAGAUAAACCCUCCCGAACAUAAACCGUGUUCAAAAAUCCCAUUAGCAGUCCUCAUUCUCGUUCAACGAACAAGUCACCGUAAAAAUACAGAUACAGUUCAUUUUGCUUUUUUUUUUUUUGUUUU
Molecule: messenger RNA, 1304 nt
Organism: Radiomyces spectabilis
Lineage: Eukaryota; Fungi; Mucoromycota; Mucoromycetes; Mucorales; Radiomycetaceae
Exons: 7
Coding region: 501-1202 (233 amino acids)
Cellular component (GO): EMC complex
Molecular function (GO): carbohydrate binding
Source: RefSeq, a predicted model, not a curated record